CGCUUGCAGUUUGCAGUUUGCAGUCGAUACUCGAUCGUCGAAGAGUGAAAACUGGAACGUUGAAAGCGAUACGAAUAGUUUAAUCUGUUUGGAAUUUUUUUAAUCACUGUCUAAAAACUUAUCGAACGUUAAAUUUUGUCCUCGUUAUUGACUUCAUUUUAAUUAGAUUUGCGAUAUAAUUUAAGAAAAACGAUGUCUACAAAAGUUGACAACUUAAGGUUGGAUAUCGAGGAACUUGAGAGCUUACUUCAGCAAGCAGUACGACAAAAAACCAAAGAUACGCUCAGUCUUGAAGUUAGAAAAUUACAAACAGAGUUAACAAGAUUGAUCGAGGAAACCAAGACAACAACAGCAACAUCGACUAAUGCAACACCUUCUUCUUCUGACAAUAAAUGCUACGAAGUGAAGAUAAAUAACUAUUGUUGGGAUGAAACGAAUACAACGAUGAAACUUUAUGUUACAUUGGAAAAUGUACAACAAUUGCCCAAAGAGGCCGUGACUUGUAAUUUCUCAGAGAGAUCUGUAAAUCUCAAUGUUUUUGGAUUAAAUAACAAAAAUUACAAUUUAACAAUUAACAAUCUGUGCGAAGAGAUUGAUGUAAAUAACAGUAAUGUGAAAGUAAAAACAGACAUGGUUGUUGUAUUCCUUGCGAAGAAAGUUGCAAAGACAUGGUCGCAUGUGACCGAAGUAGAAAAGCGAAUGAUGAAAGCGAAAACAUCUACGGUUCCAGAAAUUGGUACUGAUCCUAAUGCCAGUAUAAUGAAUAUAAUGAGAAAAAUAUACAAUGAGGGUGAUGAUGAAAUGAAAAAGAUAAUAGCUAAAGCAUGGACAGAGAGUGAAGAGAAGAUGGUAGCAACCGGAUCAUUAUGAAAUUAUUCUUAACUGUAUGUCUAUGUGUUUUAAGUUUUUUUAUUUAAUAGAUCCUUAUAAAAAAAAAAUACUUUGUAAAAAAUAAAUGUAGUUUAUUCUGUGUACAAAAUCUAAGUUUAAAAAUAACUAGCUUACAUUAUUUUGAAUAUGUUCAUUAUAGGUAUACUUAUAUGUAUGUUGUAAGUAAUAUGAUAAAAAGAAGUAUCUAAAUGAUUA
Messenger RNA from Colletes gigas, 1086 nucleotides. Its product is annotated as calcyclin-binding protein. Lineage: Eukaryota; Metazoa; Arthropoda; Insecta; Hymenoptera; Colletidae. Gene Ontology annotation, molecular function: ubiquitin protein ligase binding; S100 protein binding; tubulin binding. Gene Ontology annotation, cellular component: nucleus. Gene Ontology annotation, biological process: heart development. The transcript has 2 exons. Bases 193 to 870 code for a protein of 225 amino acids. The record is from RefSeq and is a predicted model, not a curated record.